UGUAGGAAGGGCCAAAGGCCGGAGGUGGCGAAGGGGCGAUAGUUACGCCCUGUGUGUGUGGAGCGGGUGGAAGGACUUGUGCGGCGUGUGAAUCUCCGGAAUGGGAUCCGGCUGAAGACGCAGGAGAGAAAAGCCUCCCAGAUGGUGCCACAGCGAUCACACAAGGCUAAGGAUAUACAAGAGUACUUUUGGAGAGGCGAUUUAUGUCAUUUCAAGACUCUUUCAAAAGAUUUUUCCGUGUGGGAGUUUUUUGGACAUCGCUUUGUAUUGGAUAAGGAGUCCACUUGCUGCUCUUCUUGUAGACCAGGAGAAAGUCCAUUGUUUGUGAAUAUUCAGAUACUGGAAAAUAAGUAUUCAUCAUGGCUGACUUGUCACCUGAAGAAAUUCAACUGAGGGCCAAUCAGGUUACAGAUGAAUCUUUGGAAAGCACAAGGAGGAUUCUUGGCUUAGCUAUUGAGUCCCAAGAUGCAGGAAUUAAAACCAUCACCAUGCUGGAUGAACAAGGGGAGCAACUAGACCGUAUAGAAGAAGGCAUGGACCAGAUAAAUAGAGACAUGAGAGAAGCCGAGAAGAACUUGACCGAGCUGAACAAGUGUUGUGGCCUUUGUGUCUGUCCUUGGAAUAGAACAAGGAACUUUGAGUCUAAUAAGAAUUAUAAGACAACUUGGGGAGAUAGUGGUGAAAAUGAAGAUCAUGUGGUAUCUAAACAGCCAGCACGUGUAGCAAAUUGUCAGCAGCAGACGUCAGGAGGACCAACUGGAGGUUAUAUUGCACGGGUGACAAAUGAUGCCAGAGAGGAUGAAAUGGAUGAAAACCUGACUCAAGUGGGAAACAUCUUGGGGAAUCUGAAACAUAUGGCCAUGGAUAUGGGCAAUGAGAUUGAUUCACAAAACAGACAGAUAGACCGGAUAAAUGAGAAGGCUGAAACCAACAAAGACCGUAUUGAGAUAGCCAAUGUAAAAGCUGAAAAACUCAUUAACAACUAGAAGCCUGAUGCCAAUUCUUUAUCCAGCUGAAGUGCCCAUUUCAGUCCACAAAACCUACCCAGUUUCCAAAGAAGAGGGGUAGCCGGAUUCCAAAGCAGAAAUGGAGCAGGAACUUCACCUUCAGCCUUUUCUGACUGCAUGUGUACAGACUUGGCUUGAGAAUCUGAGAAAGCAGCACAGUAGAAACUCAUCUUUCUUGCCCUUUUUGUAUAUUCUCAGGGCUUCAUUGUCUGAGUCUUUCCAUGGUCUCUUCUCCUUCCAUUUCCUCCCCCCCCUUAAUAGUUGAAUAGUAUCCCCUGCGCAAAAAGCUGAAGAUAAUGUGCUUCACAGGAUUUAAUUACCUCACUUAAUGGUGCAUGUCAUAGCUGAAAUGGUGAAUUGGUGACUUUUAUGAACUUUGCCUUAAAUUAAUCAAGUUUCCCAUAGUUUUAGAUGCCACUUCAUUUUGUUAUCAUGUCUUACAUGAUAGGGAGGGAUGGAGGAAACUUGUACUAGUGGGAACAAAUGGUUUAAUGGUUGUUUCUUUGGCUAAUGGUAUUUUGGAAGACAAAAUUGUUGAUUUGAAAGAUGCAAGUCUCCCUUGGAUGGUGAAGGUAUAACUGAUCAAAUUAUGCUAUAUUUUUGGUUACAUUUGUAUGGUUUGUAAAUAUGACAUACUUGGAUCAUUAGGUUUUAUUUCCUGUUUCCACACUGGGUGAUGGUUUUUGGCAUUUGCACCAAUCUAAAACUCCUUUGCUUUUUCCAGAGCAGUUUUACAGUUCCUUGAGAUAUUAAGUGGACAUACAGCACUUGUGCUUAUAUCCCUCUGAGCCCAUCAGUAAGCACCUUUGGGAGAUCACAAGCAGAGCACUUCGAAGGACAGACCCUGAUGCAAUGUGUGACUCACCCUGAACUGAUCUCCAUAGAAGCGUUGUUGUAUCUUCUCAAAAAUCAAGUUUAGUAAAACUUUUCAAAGUUUAAAGCUGAAAGAAAGCUAUUUUGGAAUUACUGUUUACUAAAGAAAAGUCCCUUCCCUUCAGUUUACACCUUCUAGAUCUAGUUGAGCAUGUGAAACCAACUUCUGGAGAACACUGUCUUGGUAUCUUAUUUAAAAUCUUUUGUGUAGUUUCUAGGAACACCUCAGAUGCAGAUCACAGCCCAUGGUCUAAUGCAUGUUAAAACUCUGCUCAUUAGUGAGUUAGCAUCUACUGUUGCUUGGGUAGAGUCUGUGCUGUAAAUUAUCCUGGGUACUCACCCAGUGAUGGGUCUGUGUAUGUGAGUAAGAUUUUCUUUAGGAAACUGGCAUACUAUAGAGUACAGUUAUCUCAUUACCUUCUAGCUUGAACUGUUUGACUUUUUAACGGCAGUGCGGAAAUUUAAUUUUGUAGCUGAUGCUGUUUGCAUGAGACUGGAACUAGUCAUAUAUAUCACACAUUCAGGCUCAAUUUCACUCAGACAUGUGCAAGCUGUUACCCAUCAAGCAUUAACAUAGUCUGUCAGCUGUAUGUCACCUGCUUGGCACUCAGCUAUCUGUUUUUGCUGUCUCAGGCAGGAAGAUGGCCAUCUAUGGCUCAUGGUAGACUAUGCUGAGUUUCAGUUACAAAUUGCAUAGUUCUGCUAUAGUGAAUUCUAGGCACGUGAACCAUUUCAGAUGUCUGAUCUAGUGUUCUAGUUCUACAUGAGAGUGAUGAUCUGGUGGAAGGAAUUCUUUAGUUUUUAUAAAGUCUUAAAUUCUCAGGCUUGUCUAAAAAAGCUUUAGUUCUUGUAAUUAGGAGUUUAGCAAACAUUCUUCUCCCUUACGAAAGAAGUUAGCUUUGUUUUUUCUCUACAGUGAAAAAAAUAUUGCACAAGAGAACCGUGAACUGAUCAUACAGACUAAAAGCUACUGAAGAAUUUACACCAGUGGGAAUGGGUCGCUAGUUCUUCUCCCAUAACAGAUUUCCAUCUUCCUGCAUGCUGUUCCUGAGGGCCAUUUCACGGGCCAUUAGACUACAUACAGUAAGGGGAGAAGUCACAUUCUACAGAUGAAAAAUUUGUCCAUAUAGAUGUUAAAAACAGUUUUGCAUGCAGUACUCUCAUUUUUCUUUAAUUGACACAGUACUAUCCUGUUUGUUUGCCUUCAACAGAGCCAUAAUGUCUCUGUAAUCACAAAGCUCAGUCUUGGGUGUAAACUGUCAAAGGAGAGAAGGUCUGCUUAUCUGCGUAGGUAGCAGCUUUAUACCUUAUAUUUAAUUUUAGUGUUUACCACAUCGUGUGUUAUCUCUGACUUUCCUCAAAUUGGAAAUGUUUUAAAGAUAACUCUGCUGGAAAUAGAAGAACAAAUCUUACCAGUAUGUUCUAGAAACUGGAAGAGAACUCCCCUCUGAAGCUAAAUUAUAUCUGUUGCUGUUGGCUUAAUACUUAAUGUGAAAUUGGAGCUACAGCCACUUAGACUCUUAAGUAAAAUGUUGCUAUGUUGCGCACAUUCCCUCGCAAAUUCUUUGGAAGCCAUGUACAGUUUGCAUGUCAGUGUGACAAAGCACUUCAGGACAGAUGGUAUAAUCUGCUUUUAUAUGUGAUUGAUAAAAAUAUCUGGAUUUAUGAAGAAUGCAAAUGAGUGAACUGUACUAUGAAACUGCUGGACUUGCUAGGUUGCCUAGCUGAGCUGUGAUGCAAUAAAAUGCCUCAGGUUUUCUUAAACUAGUGAAGACUGAAUAAACAUUUAUGUACACCAGAUUUUUAUUUUACAAAAGCA
Molecule: messenger RNA, 3699 nt
Organism: Sphaerodactylus townsendi
Lineage: Eukaryota; Metazoa; Chordata; Lepidosauria; Squamata; Sphaerodactylidae
Gene: SNAP23
Product: synaptosome associated protein 23
Exons: 10
Coding region: 360-986 (208 amino acids)
Biological process (GO): synaptic vesicle fusion to presynaptic active zone membrane; synaptic vesicle priming; exocytosis
Cellular component (GO): plasma membrane; synaptobrevin 2-SNAP-25-syntaxin-1a-complexin I complex
Molecular function (GO): SNAP receptor activity; syntaxin-1 binding
Source: RefSeq, a predicted model, not a curated record